Molecule: messenger RNA, 3842 nt
Organism: Paramacrobiotus metropolitanus
Lineage: Eukaryota; Metazoa; Tardigrada; Eutardigrada; Parachela; Macrobiotidae
Exons: 11
Coding region: 276-3611 (1111 amino acids)
Biological process (GO): peptidyl-proline hydroxylation to 4-hydroxy-L-proline
Cellular component (GO): endoplasmic reticulum
Molecular function (GO): protein binding; procollagen-proline 4-dioxygenase activity; iron ion binding
Source: RefSeq, a predicted model, not a curated record
ACUUUGUGAUUUAGCCAAGAUUUAAUUUAAUUAAAGGCUGAUCUUGCCUUCAUACCAAGAUCAGCCAGCCAUACAGUUACAGAAUGGUGCCUUUCCAUGAGUUGUGUCUGGAUUUCUAAGCGUAACCGACUAUCCCUGCGUUUAUCAUCCGAUUAUCAUGCAGUCAAUACGUAUCAUACAAUUACAUACGAAUGAUUCCUGAUAAAUUUGAAAGCUAAAAUCUGCGUUAGCUCUAAUUACAAUCUGUUACCAGUCAAUCUAAUUAUUACUAUUCCAUGUCAUACACAUAUCAGCUGCUAGCGCUUGUAUAUGCGGUUGGAGGCGUACUAUACCUGUGUUCGAACGGGAAAAAUGUAUCGGCCGAGGUGUUUUCCUCGAUGGCGGAUGUGGAGACGUUAAUCACAACAGAGAAGCUGCUCUUGGACGUUUUGCAGAAUUUUCUAAGAGAGGAGCGACUGGCUCUUGCCGAAACCAAGCGAUACAUACGCCGAAUAAAACGUGCCAAGGAAGAUGAGCUAGAUGUAGAGGCAGUGACGAUGUUCCAAAGGACAAAGCUACUUCUGGAAGAUAUUAGUCCCAUAAAAAUGUCCACAUUUACCGAGCAUCAUCAAACUAUUUCUUCCCUGCGCGUCAACCGAACGUUCCCUGAAGAAGCGGACAUGGAAGGUAGCGCAGACGCCUUCGCCCGGCUGCAAUUGAUAUACCGGCUGCAUCCUCGCGAUAUUGCUCGCGGACGCAUUCCCGGCACGCGAGCCACGAUGCCCUUUACGUCGCAAGAGGCAUUUAUUAUCGGGCACAACCAGGCUGUUAAUGGGUUUUUUAAUUCUGCUGCCGCGUGGCUGGAAAUUGCUUUAGAGCUUUACCGCGAAGAGACCAAGCACACCGGAAAUCUUGCGGAGAUCCUCGAUUGGUUGCAAUAUGCAGUGUAUCGUGAUACUAAGAACGCCAUUCGAGCACUUGAUUUUCUUCGCGAAAUUGUGGGAAUCGAGUCAAGAUACCCCAAUUUGGCGGCAAAAAGGAGAAGAUAUGAAGAAGACAUUCGGGAUUUUACACGUGAACAAAUAGCCGAAUUUCGUGGAGCGCCUAACGCGACACAAGUGUAUAACAGUGACUCCGCCGCAAUGGAAGGGUUUGUUGAGCCUGCUGAAAGGAGUUACCAAGAAUUAUGCCGCGGAGAACAACGCACGAUUACAACAGAGAAAUGCAACUUAAAGUGUCAUUACCGAACGUACGGUAAUCCCUACCUGAUUAUCCAACCAGUGAAAGUGGAAAUUGUGCACAGUGAUCCGGAAAUUGUUGUGAUACGCAACGCUAUCUUAGAUUUCCAGGCUGUGCGAGUUAGGCAAGUUGGCUAUCAACAUCUACUGCGAAGUCAAGUUAUGGAACCCGACGGAAAGAACAAAACGUCUUCGAAGCAUAGGAUAGCAAAAAUCGCUUUCUUGCCUGAAGACCUCGAUCCGGUAAUUGGUCAAAUAAAUCGCUACAUCGGCCAUGCGACUAAUUUGGAUCCCAGCACAGCUGAAGAACUGCAGGUCAAUAAUUACGGUAUCGGGGGUCAUUACUCGCCACAUUUCGACUUCUUUGAGAAUAUCUACAAUGUCGAAGACUACGCAGUCGAUGAAAAAGACGGCGAUCGAGUGGCCACGUGUUUGAUUUAUAUGACCAAUGUCGAAGCAGGAGGUGCGACUGUGUUCCCCCGUCUAAACCUGACUCUAGUCCCGGAAAAAGGGUCAGCGGCGUUUUGGUAUAACAAGUUUCGCGAUGGUUCGGCGGAUGUACGCACGCUGCAUGCUGGAUGUCCGGUGCUGUCGGGAAUGAAGUGGGUGUCGAAUAAAUGGUUUCGUGAAAGAGGCCAAGAGUGGAGAAGACCGUGCGGCAUACGUCCAGAUGGAUAUGCCAAUAUUACUGAGAUUUCCGAGAUGUAUAACGAUGUAUUUACAAGUGUAAACAGAAAAUCAACGAAAAUGUCAACACCCUCAGGCCUUUACAUCAUGCUAAGUUUUGUCUUCCUAACAUUUUGGCAUAGUAGCUCUGCCGAGUUAUUUAGUUCCAUGGCGCAUAUGGAGACCCUGCUUGCAACGGAGAAGUUGUUGCUGGAAAUAUUGGGUAGCCUUAUGCGCCAAGAAAGACUACGACUGACGGAAGCAAAAGCGUACAACAAUGUGUUAAAAAGCGAGACAGAAGACAAUUUCAACAGUACAGAAGAUAAUCCAACAAAAAUGUUCCGCAGGAUAAAACACUUGACACGAGAUUUCGGCUACAUCAGUGAUCUUAUUGCGAAAGAUGUCUUUUUAGAACACAAGAAACGAAUCAAAAAUCUCCGGGAUUCCGAAGUGUUUCCUGACGAGAAGGAUCUGGAAGGCAGCGCAGAGGCUUUUGCCCGCCUGCAGCUAGUAUACAAACUGGAUCCCCCACAUAUAGCCAGAGGUCACAUUCCAGGAACCCGCACUACAAUGCCGUUCACAUCUCAAGAGGCAUUCAUCAUCGGACAGUACCAAGCAAAAAUUAACCUUUUCGAUUCGGCCGCGGCGUGGCUGGAAGUUGCGCUUGAGCUGCAUCAUGAGGAAGAACCAAAAACCAGUGAUCUGGCAGAAGUGCUUGACUGGUUACAGUAUGCGAUGUACGAAGAUACAGGAAAUGCCGUGAGAGCGCUGGAAAUCAUUCAACACAUCAGAAUUAUCCAGCCUAGCUACCCGAACUUGGAGUUGAAAGCCAAGCUGUAUGAAGCAAAAGUUUGGGAAUUAAGCCACGAACAAAUCAGACAGCUUCGCAAUGCUCCCAGCGCAAUCGAAGAAUACAGCAGUGCGGCCUCGGAUCGCAAAUCUGACGCUUAUGAAUCGCUCUGCAGGGGCAAAGACAGAAUUAUGCCGGAAAUAAAAAAGAGAUUAACGUGCUAUUUCAAAACCUAUGGAAAUCCAUACUUACUGCUUCAGCCAAUCAGAAUCGAGAUGGCUUAUGACGACCCCGAAGUGCUGAUAAUACAUAACGCUUUUUCUGCGUCUCAGGCACAACGGAUUCGUGAACUUGGAAAAGAACAUCUAUCCCGCGGUCUUGUCAUGGCCGAUGGAAAUACGAAUCGAGUUGUAUCACAGCACAGAAUUGCAAAAGUGGCUUUUCUUGAGAACCUACUUGAUCCGGUUAUUGCCGAAGUGAACCGUUACAUUGGCCAUGCCACCAACCUGGAUCUUACUACCGCUGAAGAUUUACAGGUCAACAACUAUGGUAUCGGCGGCCAUUACGUGCCGCACUAUGACUUCUUUGAAAAUCCCUGGGAUCCCGGAAAGUAUUUUUUUGAGCAUGGAGACCGGAUCGCAACGUGCCUCCUGUAUAUGACCGAUGUGGACGCCGGCGGGGCAACAGUAUUUCCGCGACUGAAUCUAACGCUCGUUCCGGAAAAGGGCACCGCGGCCUUCUGGUAUAACAAAUUUAAGGAUGGUUCUCCAGAUGUACGGACCCUGCAUUCAGGAUGCCCUGUAUUGUCGGGAAUGAAAUGGGUGUCAAAUAAGUGGUUUAAAGAAAGAGGGCAGGAGUGGCGGAGGCCGUGUGGAUUGCAGCGUGACGGAGUUGUGAAUGUGACCAAAGCUGUUGAGGAGUACAAUGAUGGUUAUUGAACCCGGUUGUCCUAAUAAAUUGGACUAUACCAUGGCAUACAAUAAAUUUACUGACCGCACCUUAAACUACGUCAACUCGGUGCGGACCGAAAACGUACGCUGACUUUCGCACAAAAUAAGUUUCGGUUUUUUGGUUAUGCAGUUUGUGCCCCCAUUUAAAAACUGUGUACCCCAAUUUGCGGCUUAGCCCAGAUUGUGUGCGGACGCUAAAUAAUUAAACCUAAAUUCAGA